This is a messenger RNA of Eremothecium cymbalariae DBVPG#7215, 2451 nucleotides long. RefSeq lists its product as uncharacterized. NCBI's taxonomy places the organism in Eukaryota, Fungi, Ascomycota, Saccharomycetes, Saccharomycetales, Saccharomycetaceae. Gene Ontology annotation, biological process: Golgi to plasma membrane transport; exocytosis. The record is from RefSeq and is a predicted model, not a curated record. Gene Ontology annotation, cellular component: cytoplasm; exocyst. The transcript has a single exon. The coding region runs from base 1 to 2451 and encodes 816 amino acids.
AUGACUAUAACUAUUGAUGAUUUAUUUCAGGUAACGAAUAUUGUGACGUUGGUUGCACGUAGUUUGACUCCUCGGGACUAUUUGUGUUUCCAGCGGUUGAAUAAGUCGUUGUACGAUGACUAUCUGCAAGGGUAUAGUGAUUUGGAGUAUUGGGAUAUGAAAUUGGUUUCUAUGGGGUUGGUGGAGAGUGAUGCGGUGGUUGAUGAGAUGGAUUCUGGUGUGGAAGAGUGUGAUGCAUUGACCAUUUUUGAUAGAAUAAAAGGGUUCCAGAAGUUUAAUGCGAAAGAGGUGUAUAAGAAGUUUCACAGGUGUUUUUGGUCUUUUAUAAUGAAGUUGUACGAAGGCGAUUUGGACGGAGUGUUUGCAGCGGCCGCAGGGUGUGAGGAUCCUGUUACGAGGGUGGAAUUGUUGCGUCAAAUCCGUAGGUUCAAUAGGUGUAACAGGUGUUCGUACGAAUUGUAUGUUCAGGUUGAGGAGCAUUUAGAGGAGCUUCAGGAGCGCUUUUUGGAAGAAUUGCUUGUUGAGUUAGGCGGUAUAUUCGAUGAGAGGGACUACAAGUCAGGUGUCAAGAUAGUGGAUGCCUAUGUUGCUCUUGGGGAGCAGGCGACGCUUGUUGAGUACGUUAAGAAAAAGAUUGAGUAUACUGAGUCGAGCUUGGUUCGAUAUACUGGGAUAUUUGACUUGGACGAGUGCCAGUUGGACCAGGAGUCUGUGAGAACGAUUUUUAAAUCGUUCUGUUCCUUUUUGAACGAGAAGAUCGAGGUUGUUGAUGUGAUGUUUGCGGAUAACUUGUCGGUGAUGGUUCCUUACUGCGAGUCCUUUUUUGAGGAAGUAGUGGUACCGUUCAUAGCUGAGCGGUUGGAGGGUGAGUUUGUCAGUAAUUUCCCUCAGAUGCGCUCUGAGUAUGGUACAUGGAACUUUAGUGCGCCGAGGAAGUAUACUGUUGAGUAUUUGCCGGACGUGUAUGGUAUUUUGGUGGAUGUUUUUCGGAGCGAAUUGAGGGACAGUAUAAACGGGGGACCCAACUUUGUCGACAUAGUCAUCGAGAACAUUCAUGUUCUUUUGCAGCCUCUUAUUGUGGACGAGUACUUGCUGAAAAUAGAGGAGGUCUUCAAGACGCAGUUAGCUGAUGAGUUCACACACUACAACGAGGAGACUGCUAAGAAGCAGGAGGAGCGCAAUGGACAGAUUUACGAGACCUUGCGCAAUAAAAUUGGUGGCACGGAGUUGAUGAAUGAGAAGAAUAACUUCUUGUCGUCUUUCACCAGGAUCCUCCAGAAAAAAAAUACAAAUGGCAUAGGUUCCUCCGCGACCGCGGAGGAAGAGUUGAAGCUCAUGUAUGACUUCAAUAAGUUAAAUGACAAUUUGAAAAACUUGCAGUCGUUGGUGUCUGUGGAUUUGUGUUACAAGGCGAUUCAGAGGUCGGAGACGAUCAUCGCCGAUAUUUGCAAGUUGUCCGCGAUGAGGCGCUUGCCCGCCAAGGCGCCUGCGGCCAAGGUCGAGGACUUGGCGCCUUGUCUAAAGGCCGCUUGCCAGAGGGUGUUCAAACUGCUCAUCCAGGAAAUGAGUGUCAGACACAUCAAACCUGGGUUUGAGAAGGCCGUGCAUGUUUUACAGAAUUAUAAUCCUCAAGACAUAAACCGGUUGACGUCGGGCGCUGCCGCUGCCGCGGCAGCGCCCACCGACCCCUUGAUCAAGUUCAUUGAGCUUAUUAACAUCGGCGACAUCAUCCUUCAGAUGAUUUCAAUAUUUUUCCGGGACAAGCUAAUUGCCAAAAAAAUAGUUGAUAAAAAUAAAGAUUUUUUAAAUGAAUUAAUUCAGACAAAAAAGAAUUUUGAGAUGAUGUUAGAUGAUUUUGUUGCGGAAGGGUUGAAUAUUGGUAUUAAUAAAUUAAUGGACGAGAUUUUGUUUGUAUUCAACUCCAAUCAAUUGCCGGAGGACUUUAAUCCAGACCCUUCUACAGUUAAGAACCGCGAAAUUAAACCUUCAAAAUGUGCCACAAUGAUUGUCGAAUUGCUUUCCAACCAUUUUUUCCUUUUGACUGGCGCAACAGACAAAGGGACGAUAGAUGUUUUUCAGCAGGAGGUGGGCGAGAGGUUUUUUAACGAGGUUGUUAAGAAUAUCAAAAAAAAUAUAAUAUCUACCGAUGGGGCAAUAUUUUUGAUUUGUGAUUUAAACUAUUAUUAUGAUUUUAUCGCGAACAAGUUGAAACAGAAACAGAUUAUUCCUUUGUUUGCCGGUUUGAAAACUGUAGGUCAAAUAUUUUUGGUAUCUAAUAAAGAUUCUAAAGAACUAGGAAAAAUGAUAUGUGAUGUUGGGAAGUUUCAAGGAAUAUUUACACAGGAAGAGAUAUAUGAAUUCGUUCAAAGAAGAGCUGAUUGGUCACGUGUAAGAAAGGAUGUUGAAAGGGUAAUGUAUGGAUUAGCAGUUAGUGAUUGUAUAAUUAUGUAG